AUGGCUGUCGCCGAAAAGGGCCAGAAGCCAGGCAUGGCCAAGAGAAUCUUUCUCAUGCUCGCACCAGACUCGGCAAAAGACGAUGACGGUCGUGAUAACUUCAACUCCCGCUCGCAAUUUGUGCUCUGCGCUAUGGGCGGUGCCGUCGGUCUGGGAAAUCUGCUGCGCUUCCCCUCUGUCGUCUUCAACAAUUACGGUCUGCAGUUCUUCAUCCCCUACGCCGUCGCGCUCUUCCUUAUCGGUAUUCCCAUCCUCAUCCUCGAGAUCACCCUCGGUCAGGCCUAUCGCGGUGGCUGUGUUAUCGCCUGGAAUAAUGUGAACCAUCGCGCCAAGGGUAUUGGACUGAGCAUGGUGUUCAAUGGCUUUAGUGUCGUUGGGUACUAUGUCCCCAUCCUGGCAUGGGCUAUGACUUAUUUCAGGAUGUCGUUUCAGAGUCCGCUGCCUUGGGCGGGGGAGGAUACUGUGGACUUCUUCAACGAUAGGGUUGUUCGCAACAUUCCUGCUACGGGUGGUGCUGAUGAUGGCGGUGGUUUGAAGCAUUAUCCCGGCCGUGGCAUCGUCGGCGAGACGUUUGGUUGGUGCAUCAUGAUCUGGUUCGUCGUGUGGAUGUGUACCUUUAAGGGUGUCGGCCUCACAGGUCGUGUCAUCUACAUCACCAUGGCCCUUCCCCUCAUCAUGAUUGGCAUUCUCGCCAUCCGAUCGCUCUCCCUUCCCGACGCCUCCGAUGGCUUUAGACUCUACGUUGGUACGUGGCGAAGCGAGUCUCUUGAAGGUCCUCGCGUAUGGCAAGAUGCAUUUGGACAAAUGUUCUUCUCCAUUGGCGUUGGUUUCGGCUACUUCACCUCAUACGCCUCUUACAAUAACAAGUUCGCCAACGCUGUUCAAGAUGCCUUCAUCAUUGCUCUCAGCAACUCUGCCAUCGAGAUCAUCUCUGCCUUGGCUGUCAUGGGCGUUGUCGGCUACCUCGGCAUUAACCCCGGUGAUGUCGACCCUCUGUCCACAUUCAGCUCUGGCUUCUUCUACUACCCUCAAGCCUUGGCCGAGAUGCCUGGAUCUAACUUCUUCUCCGCCCUCUUCUUUAUCACCCUCGUUCUUCUUGGUCUCACCUGCGUGUUUGCCCUCGCCGAAGUUCUGGUCACUCUCCUCUGUGACACCAACAUGGGCCAGCGUAUUCCUCGCUGGAUCAUCUCCACCUCCGUCAUCGUCCUCGGUGCCCUUACUUCACUCAUUUACAGCAGUGAGUUUGGCUUCAGUGUCCUCGAUGCGGUUGAUGCCUUCGUCAACGAUAUCGCUCUCUUUAUCACUGUCUUCUCCGAGACUUAUAUGGCCUGCACGCUCUACCGAUGGAAGGACCCUGUUGACCAGAUCGGCGCUAUUAGCUACUUUGUAUUUAACGGUGGCUAUAUUCUCUCUCUGUUCCUUGGUCUCCUGAUCGGCCACCUUGUGAGCGCCCCUGCUGGAGCUGGCGUUGGCUUUGGAAUCUUUAUCGGCUGCUCCCUCUUCACUGCCUUCUUUGGCAAGACCCCAUCGAUCCCUGCUCCCCGAUUCUGGGGAAACAAUGCCAUUCUUAGCCGCUUCUGGUACGCGGCCUUUUACUCGGGCAAUCAACUCCGCCGCGAUCUCAACAACGCAAUCCUCGGCGGUCAAUCUAACUGGAAGAUCCCAGCUAUAUGGCCAUUUUGUUUGAAGUUUAUCACGGGUCCCGCCGUGGCUCUUGUGUUCUCCUUUGCCUAUCCCAAGUUCCUCAACAACUACUCCGAUGACCCCCCUUUCAUCUACAGCUUUGUUCUCAUGCACAUGGUUGUCAUCUUCAUCAUCGGUGCAUUCCUUGCCCCUCGCUUCCUCAACAUUCUCAUCCCAUCUCACCGUCUUGAACGUGGUGAUGGAAAGUAUGAUGUCGCCCCUCAGAUGACUAUUGACAACCGCCCCAUCGUUGACAACGGUGGACUAGAGGGUGGCCACGCUGAUAUCGAUGCUGCUCACCACAGUGCCAGCGCUGAUGGAAACAGUAUGGAGGCUGAUAAGGGUGUUUUCCAACCGAAGGCUGAGACCGCGAGGUUUGAGACUCCCGUCGAGCCACGACAGUAG
Messenger RNA from Fusarium subglutinans, 2088 nucleotides. RefSeq names its product sodium-dependent serotonin transporter. The transcript has 2 exons. The coding region runs from base 1 to 2088 and encodes 695 amino acids. The record is from RefSeq and is a predicted model, not a curated record. Gene Ontology annotation, cellular component: membrane. NCBI's taxonomy places the organism in Eukaryota, Fungi, Ascomycota, Sordariomycetes, Hypocreales, Nectriaceae. Gene Ontology annotation, biological process: sodium ion transmembrane transport.